This is a messenger RNA of Trichomycterus rosablanca, 939 nucleotides long. Its product is annotated as homeobox protein HMX3-like. Gene Ontology annotation, cellular component: nucleus. Gene Ontology annotation, biological process: regulation of transcription by RNA polymerase II. Bases 1 to 939 code for a protein of 312 amino acids. Lineage: Eukaryota; Metazoa; Chordata; Actinopteri; Siluriformes; Trichomycteridae. The record is from RefSeq and is a predicted model, not a curated record. The transcript has 2 exons. Gene Ontology annotation, molecular function: DNA-binding transcription factor activity, RNA polymerase II-specific; RNA polymerase II transcription regulatory region sequence-specific DNA binding.
AUGCCGGAACCUCGAGCUUCUCCGGUAGAUUCUCCGUUUUCCAUCAGGAACCUGCUGAGCUCCAAACCCAAACCCACCAAACCUGGGAGACCGGACAUCGGGGUCGGAGUCGGGGUCGGGGUCGGGUUGGGACUGGGUUUUGGUUUGGGGGAUUUUAGUCUGGCUCGGUUGGAGCUCCUGAACCCGCACCGGUUAACGUUACCGGCUUACCUGGAGCGCGCGAGCUGGUACUCACCUCACGCGCUCAGCAGCGCAUCAGCACACCUGUACCGGAGCGCAGAUAAAGGCAGCGGUAACAGCACGUGCUCAGAGCGGGACUCCCCCGAGCUCCGGUCCGAUCCCGAGAUUAAAGAGGAGCACGAGGAGGAGGACGAGGAUGAGGAGGAUGAGGGCGCGAGGAGCGGAGAGGAGCUCGCGCUGGAGGAGGAGGAGAGCGACGCGGAGGAGCGCAAGAGCGGCCCGGUAAUAACGGCUGUGACGGUCACCGAGGAGGAGGACGACGAGGAGAAGAAGUCCGGUCACCGGAAGAAGAAGACCCGCACGGUGUUCUCGCGCAGCCAGGUGUUCCAGCUCGAGUCCACGUUCGACGUGAAGCGCUACCUGAGCAGCUCUGAGCGCGCGGGCCUCGCCGCCUCGCUCCGCCUCACCGAGACUCAGGUCAAGAUCUGGUUCCAGAACCGCAGGAACAAGUGGAAGCGCCAGAUCUCCGCCGAGCUCGAAGCCGCCAGCCUGAGUCACGCCACCCUGCACCACCACCACCAUCACCAGCAGCUCCAGCAACAGCAGAGGAUCGUGCGCGUCCCCGUGCUCUACCACGAGAGCGCGCCGGGUCCGGACAGCACGAGCGCACAGAGUCCCGCGAGCACCGCGGCGCUGCUGGCCUUCCCGCACGCGCUGUACUACCCGCAGCCGCACUUGCCCAUGCUCAGGCGCACAUAG